CAAUAUCUUCUCAUUAAACAUUUCUCAGCCAGUUCCUGAACCCUCGAAAACAAAACUUUGCAUAGAUUGUACGCGUUCUAAAAAAAUUUGGACUGCAUCUCGUUAUAAAAAAUUACGUAUGCGAAUGACCUCCGAACUGCAGUAUAUUUGAUAUUUUCUUCAUAUUAUCUUUGGGAAAGUGCAUUGUGGGAAACGAGAAUGUAACGCCAUCGUAAUGUAUAAUAGAAUCAGAUAAUCUGUUUGUUUGUUUUGCUUUUUUAAGUUUUUACGUUGUAACAACGCGUGAUAUAAAGUACUUCAAUAGAGUAUUCCUAUCUUGCGUUUUAUACGUGAGCACCAUUUGCUGUGAUAUUCUGACAGAUGUAUUCCUGUUGAUUGGAUCAAAGAUCUUCGUCAAAUAAGAGGAACGCUUAUUAGAACGAUACAGAAGAAAGCUUCUGGCGUUUUGAACACCAAAGAUACUUACGAAACACAAAUUCAAGAAUGUACUGGAAGUUCAAUCAGUCGACAUCUCCUCAUAUUGAUGUUUUAUUGAAUAAUAAGGAUGUCUCAGUAUAUGAAUUAUUGGAUGAAGAGGAUGUAAUUCAAGAAUGCAAAAUUCAAAACAAAAAGCUGAUAGAAUUCUUAUCAAGACCAAGUGUAAUGGAAGAAUUGAUAUCACUAACUUUAGAUCCUCCUGAUAAUGUAGAGGAAAGAUCUCGAUAUAAAUACCCGAAUAUAGCAUGUGAACUGUUGACUUGUGAUGUGCCAGCAAUUAAUGAAAGAAUUGCUGGCAAUGAAACGUUACUUGAAAAGUUGUACAGCUUCCUUGAGAGAGAUGCACCACUAAAUCCAUUGUUGGCCUCGUUCUUCAGUAAAUUACUAAGUGUGCUUAUUACAAGAAAAGCUGAGCAGAACUGGUAUUCCUAUCAGUUCACUUGCUUGCAGGUACUUGAGUUCUUAAAGUCAAAAGAAAACUGUGUGGAUUUACUGCUCAAGCAUUUGGGAACUUCAGCCAUCAUGGAUCUUGUAUUAAAACUAAUCACACAGAUUGAAGGAGUACAAAUGAAACAGAACAUUCUCACAUGGCUUAAUGAUCAGAACUUAGUGCAAAAUCUGGUAGCACUUCUGGAUCCUUCAGUAGAUUCAGACCGUCAUGGUAAUGCUUCCCAGCUUUUGUGUGAUGUGAUAAAAAUGCUACGAGAGAACCAGAUGAGUACUACAGAUCGUGCAUCUUUUGAUCCUAUUUUGGAUGCCAUAGAAUCUCCAGAUACUGUAACACAAUUACUGGAUCAUAUGCUGGGCCCAGAGAAAUGUGAAACUGCAAUAGUAGGAGGUAUCUCAGUUCUACUUGCACUUCUGGAUCAAGGAAAAGAAAGCCCAAAUGUCAAUGCUACAUUCGCUGUUAUGAGUACAUCAGGUGAUGACGCACUUUCCAGUGAUAGUGAAAGGACUUCUAAGGUCAUAUUGAGUACAACAAAUACAAUUAUACCACGCCUGAAAGAUUUCCAUAACCUGUUGUUGGAUCCACCCCAUAAACCCAGUAUCAAAACUACUGCAGGUGUAUUGGAUCCACCAGUUGGUAUAACAAGAUUGCAAGUUGCAAAGCUACUUGCUGCAAUGGUUGGUACAAAUAAUGUGGCAGUUAACAAAGAAAUAACUGAAUUAGGAACUGUAGAAGUUCUGUUAGAUCUAUUUUUCAAGUACACGUGGAACAACUUCUUACACACACAAGUGGAAAAGUGUAUUGCAUUUGCUCUGAAUUCAGAACUAACGUGUACAAAUAGUGAUGACUCCCAGACGUAUGUUCUUCUAUCACAUGUUUUCAUACAGUGCAAACUCCUUCAGCGAAUCCUUGAUGCGUGGGAAGACAAUGAUACGAAACAAUCAAAACCAGGUGGUGUGAGAUGUGGCUAUAUGGGACACCUAAUUAAAAUAGCAAAUCACAUUGCACAACAUGGUGAGAAGGAACCAUUUGCAUCACUACUUAAGCAAUAUGUUUCUCCAGACAUAAUUGCAGCAUGGGAAAAAUUUGUAGCAGGUGCUUUAGCAGAUAUCAACCAAACACAUCGUACUUGCAUGACUUUUCCUGAUUAUGAGAUACCACAGGUGGCUUCACAAUUCAUUGAUAACUACAGUUUCCAGGAUGAUGAAUUUGCUGCAAUUGAGGAUGGAAACCAGUUGAAGGAUGACAUCGAUCAACAGGAAGAUAUUUUCGGCAAAUUAUGUGCUGAAAAAACACAAACAUUGGAAAAAACGGAUGAUGAAGUUUGGGAUGAUCAAGAACAAGAAUUAAACUUCCAGUCAGUCAUAGAUUCAAAAGCAAGCACAUGGCAAAAUGAAGAUGAAGGUACAGGGAACAGCUCAGAUGAAGAAGAAAGGGGAACAAUUGAUGGUACAGAGAUACUCCACAUGGAGAUAGACUCAACUGAUCCUUGGGAUGUGGCACACAUCAAGGGGUCAUCAGAUGAUACUACUUUCAUUGAAGACAUUGCAGCAGUACCAGAAGAUUCAGUGUUCUUCAAAGAUAUUGCCCCAGUGGAAGAUGCAGAAAAUCCAUGGAGCAACAGUGGUAACAGUGGUAACUCUGGUGGUGUGGCAGUGGCCGAUCAAGGCUGGGCAGAUUUUGGUUCGGCAGGCUUUGCAGAUUUUGAAGCCAAUUUUGGAACAUCAGAAGUGAAUGAAGGUCAUAAGUUUGAAUCGGGCAUGCAGAAAACAGAUGAAGAUGGAGGCAACACACACAAGUCUGAGUCUGUGACUGACUUAGCAGACAAGCUUGGUGCUAUGGGAAUUAAUAAAUUGAAUGAACAUUUGAACGCAUUGGAAACAAAUGCCUGUGAACCUACUGGAUCUCUUCCAAAAUCAGAUGAUAAUGCAAAUUGUAGCUCAUCCUUAGAAAAUGAUGCUCAGCUGUUAAUGGACAACUACAGAUUCUUAUCAGCCCAGGGCCUAAUGACAGUCCCCUCAGCCUGUGAAAGUAGUGACUGCAACAGCAGUUCAGCUGGCAGUGAGAAUACAUCUACCAUUGUUAAUAAUAGUGCGAGCAGCAGUAAACAAACUGAAGAACAACAACAACACGUGCUCUUGCCAAAUACUGAACUAUUAGUUGCAGAGAAUGGACCAAUAGAUCCAAACAUCCCUGUGGAAGUGGAGGUAGCUGCUGCAUUGCCCAUGCCCAAAUUGAGUGACACAUCACCACCUGCAGAAAAUCCCAAGACAUCCAAUGGGCCUGUUUGAAACUCAGUUUCUGUCUCUGAACAUCAGUCAUAUCAGUGGAAUUGGCCUAUUGUGUAUUCUUGGUGAAUAGGCAUCCUGCCUGAAAACUGAGUUCUGGAAAAACUGUUUACAUUUUGAAUUGGGCAGGUACUAUUGGUUAUGGGAUUGUAUUCCAUUGCUGAAACAUGGUUUCUAUAGGAGGAACAAGAGGACUGAACCUAACUGUAAAAUAGUGUUCCUUAAAAGGUGCUCAAUAACUUGUAUUAAUUGUAUUAUACUCCUGUGAGGUUUUGACUGGGGGAAGUUUAAGCUCCUUUUUUAUGUUGCAAAUUUACUGAAAAAUGUGUAGGAAGUGGAAUUUUUAGAAAGCAGCAAAAGGUGCCUAUGCUUACAAAAAUAAGUGUUCAAAGUGAUGAAAGUGAUCUUUAAACAUGAAAUUCUGUUUAAAAAUUGUUGAAAAUUGUUAUUUAGCAUGGAAUGGGAUAUGUAAUUUAAAAUCUCAAAAUAGUAGUGACUUGAAAAAACAUUCUGUGCUGAAAGAAUAUUCUGUGAAGGGUGCAUAUAAUGAUCUGUGUGUAUAUGUUAGUGUCUAUACAUGAUUGUGGGUGUGUGUGUUUAGUGUGCUCUUGUAUAUUUGUGGACAUGAAAUGGCACACUUGCAUGUAAAGAUUGUGUACUUCAUCCUCAGGAAUUUAUCAUCGUUGAAAAGACUCCUGUAAAUAGAUUGAGUUGUUAGAUUAAAAUAUCAGAGCAUGUAUUUAUUUUAAUUUUUUAGAAUAUGUGGAUGUACAUGUAAUUGGAGUGUAAACCUGUUCCUUACGAUUUCUGUGAUUUAUGCAGGUGCCUCUUUGUAAGGGAAAGAUUAUUGUAAGAAAUGAUAUUGUCUAUGCUUCCCAUUGAGAGACAGAGUGAACUAAUUGUUUUGUGAUUAGUUUUGUAAUAUAUGUUCAUAUGAGCCAUCUUAACAUGAAUGUUACCUUUACGGGAGUACUGCAAACCAAAAUUGUGUCUACAGAUGGUGGCAUUGCUUCAGGAAUGCAUUUGCAGUUUUUGAUACUCUAAUCUUAUUUAUUUUUGCACAUUUUUGAAGUUCUUCCAUCAUCUCAUUUUAUCAAAUUGUAAAAUGUAGCAGUAUUACUUUAGCAGGAAAGGUACAGCAUAUAGCAGUUUGAAAGUCACCUUUAUAUGUAUCUUUUAAUAGACAAACUUAAGUACUGUCUAAAUCAUUCUUAUUGGCAAAGAGCUGUGCAAUCUAUUCAGUAUUGUAUGUGUCUGUGGAAGUGUUCAUAUGUUCCCAUUACUUUGUUUCCUUAAAAUGGUCAGUAUGGAUCAUUAGUUGCUUGUGUUACAUAUCAUAAAAUAAUUUCCUUCUAUUGUUUUUAAUGACUUAGAUUGUAGGUGCAAUAAGUUUUGGACAAUAGAGCUGUUUAUUUUCAAAGGACAGUUUGUUGAAUUUGCAAUAUAAAAACACCACUCCAUGGAACAAUAUAUUCAGAGCAAUGGAAUACAGGCCCAGCCCUCACCAGUCUGUAAAUGAUGGAGUCACAUGUAGAGAUAAAUGCAAACAGUAGCUUCAAGUAAAAAAAAAAAAGAAGGAAGAAGAACUCCCGUGCAUAUUUGUUACCAAAUGAAUGGUUAUUAUAUUGGCAUAUCGAUAAUUGUUGCAGUUGAAAAGCAAUACUAGUAUAAAUACUGUAUCACUUCAUUAUUAAUACUUCCACAGUGAAAAAAAAUAAUUUCAUAAUCAGUUAGAUCCAUUAUUUCCUGUCAUUAUCUUCACUUUUAAAAUACAAAGCGAUUUUUAUAAACAUUUUGUGAUACCUGUGGUCUACUUCGUGUUGUUUUAUUUUGAGACCUUUACAUUGAUUUCAGUUUUUAAAAGUUUCUUAAUAUGACUGUGGUGCAGCUGUAUCCUUGUUUUGAUCAAUUUUAUUUUUAUGUGAUGUAGUUGUUAGAAGAUAAAUAAUUAGAGACCACACAGAUUCCAUGUAUGAAUUACAGACUUUUAGAGAAACUUGAGACUUUUGUGAACAUACAGACACAUAAGUAAUUUUGUUAUUUUAAUAUUGAAGUUUCCAAAGGUUACCACCAUUUCUGCCUGUGAAUUCAUAACCUGUGAUAUAUUAAUUUUUUAAAAAGAUGCAGUUAAGCUCAAAAUAUUAAACUUCAUGAUAUUUCAGAAGUGCCAGGGUGCAAUUUUGGAAUAUUCCAUGUUGUAAACAUUCUUUAGCAGAACUGCCUUAUAUAAAAUGUUAAACACACAAACAGUACAAGUGUUAUUUUACAUAGUAUAACAAGUGGUGUAUAUGUUGAAAUGGAAAAUAUUGCAACUAGAAAUGUGAAAAACAGUUCUUGUUAAUGUAAGGUCCAAAUUUUAUAACCUUAUAUAAUUGAAAAUGCUUAAUGUUCAAAAGGAAAUACAAACCAUUUAUUAUA
Messenger RNA from Schistocerca gregaria, 5631 nucleotides. RefSeq names its product serine/threonine-protein phosphatase 6 regulatory subunit 3 (gene fmt). The coding region runs from base 484 to 3216 and encodes 910 amino acids. NCBI's taxonomy places the organism in Eukaryota, Metazoa, Arthropoda, Insecta, Orthoptera, Acrididae. Gene Ontology annotation, molecular function: protein phosphatase regulator activity; protein phosphatase binding. The transcript has 20 exons. The record is from RefSeq and is a predicted model, not a curated record. Gene Ontology annotation, cellular component: nucleus; cytosol.